Molecule: messenger RNA, 11045 nt
Organism: Monodelphis domestica (gray short-tailed opossum)
Lineage: Eukaryota; Metazoa; Chordata; Mammalia; Didelphimorphia; Didelphidae
Product: short transmembrane mitochondrial protein 1
Biological process (GO): nuclear pore organization
Cellular component (GO): respiratory chain complex; nuclear pore inner ring; nuclear pore
Molecular function (GO): structural constituent of nuclear pore
Source: RefSeq, a predicted model, not a curated record
CCCAGCGUUCCUUUGAAGACCUUACAAGUCACUCGAUUUGCUCCUGCCUUAUUUGAAAAGAAACGUUAACGACAAGAGCCGAUAUUUAGCAUCAGAGGGGGAUAUCGAAGGCGUGCCCUACGUCUUGGUGGUCGCGGCGAGAAUUUCAUAGACUAUAGAACUUCAGCGAUUCUGUUCAGGCACUGCCAUUGCCUUCCCUAUCUCUCUUCUGGGCCCUCCAUGCGUGUAGAGAACCGGGUAGUCGGCCUCCAAGAUGGCUGCGUUGUUGGCGGUAAAUUCGGCUGCGAGCCUCUGGGGUCCUUACAAAGAUAUUUGGCAAACAGUGGGAAAUGCCAUUUGGAGAAGACAACCUGAAGCUGUCCACCUUGUUGACCUUAUUUUAAAGAAACACAAACCUGACUUCAUCUCAUUAUUCAAGAAUCCAGCCAAAAAUGUUCAGCAACAUGAGAAGGUUCAGAAGGCAAGUACAGAAGGUGUUGCUAUACAGGGUCAGCAAGGAACCCGACUUCUUCCUGAGCAGCUCAUUAGAGAAGCCUUCAUCCUGAGUGACCUCUUUGACAUUGGUGAACUAGCUGCUGUUGAACUUCUUUUGGCUGGAGAACACCAACAGCCUCAUUUUCCUGGCCUUACAAGAGGACUAGUAGCUGUUCUUUUGUACUGGGAUGGAAAGCGAUGCAUUGCAAAUUCCCUCAAGGCCCUGAUACAGUCACGGAGAGGCAAGACAUGGACACUAGAACUCAGUCCCGAGCUUGUGUCCAUGACAACACGCUUUACAGAUGAACUAAUGGAACAGGGAUUGACUCAUAAAAUCCUAACUCUGUUGUCACAAAUUGAUGUGAACAAUGAGUUUGAGAAACUACAGCGGGAGAGAGGCUUGGGCAGUGAAAAACAUCGCAAAGAGGUUUCAGAUCUCAUCAAGGAAUGCCGCCAGUCUUUGGCAGAAAGCCUGUUUUCCUGGACCUGCCAGUCACCUUUAAGCAAAGAUGACACUCUGCUCCUUAUUGGCCAUCUAGAAAGAGUCACAGUUGAAGCUUCUGGCUCAUUGGAUAGUGUGAACUUGGCUCUUGUCAUGGCUCUCCUUUACUGCUUUGAUAUCAGUUUUAUAGAACAGGGUGCAGAGGACCGAGAAGAUAUAAUUCAACAGCUACCACUGUUAACAGAGAAACAAUAUAUCUCAUCAAUUCACUCACGUCUUCAGGACUCACAACCUUGGAAACUACCUGGUCUGCAAGCCACUAUUAGACUUGCUUGGGCAUUGGCUUUACGGGGUAUAUCCCAACUAUCUGAUGUACCAGCUCUUGCUGAAUUUACAGAAGCAGAUGAAGCAAUGGCAGAACUUGCAAUUGCAGACAAUAUCUUCCUUUUCCUAACUGAGUCUGUAGUGGGGUCAGAAAACUUCUACCAGGAAGAAUUUUAUAUCCGCAGAAUUCAUAACCUCAUCACAGAUUUCCUUGCACUUAUGCCAAUGAAGGUGAAACAGUUGCGAAAUAGAGCAGAUGAAGAUGCUCGAAUGAUUCACAUGAGCUUGCAUAUGGGUAAUGACCUUCCUAUUUCACUUCGGAGAGAUCUGGAACACCUUAUGCUUUUGAUUGCUGAACUGUAUAAAAAAAACCCUUUUAAUUUGGAGCUUGCAUUGGAAUAUUGGUGUCCUUCAGAACCUCUUCAAAGUUCAACUAUCAUGGGAUCUUACCUAGGGGUAGCGCAUCAGAGACCCCCUCAACGCCAGGUUGUCUUGUCAAAGUUUGUUAGGCAAAUGGGAGACCUACUUCCUCCUACUAUUUAUAUUCCAUAUCUGAAAAUGCUCCAGGGAUUGGCCAGCGGACCACAGUGUGCUCAUUACUGUUUCAGUUUGUUGAAAGUCAAUGGCAGUAGUCAUGCUGAAAACAUUCAAGGAGCAGGUGGCAGCCCUGUUUCCUGGGAACAUUUCUUUCACUCUUUGAUGCUCUAUCAUGAACACUUAAGGAAAGAUCUGCCAAGUGCAGAUAGUGUCCAGUACCGUCACCUGCCUUUACGAGGCAUUACCCAGAAGGAGCAGGAUGGAUUGAUUGCUUUUUUGCAGCUCACAACUACAAUCAUUUCAUGGAGUGAGAAUGCUCGUUUGGCUCUUUGUGAGCAUCCUCAGUGGACUCCUGUGGUUGUCAUCCUGGGACUCCUGCAGUGUAGUAUCCCUCCUAUUUUAAAAGCUGAGCUACUGAAGACACUUACAGCCUUUGGAAAAUCUCCUGAAAUUGCUGCUUCCCUUUGGCAGUCUUUGGAAUAUACACAGAUAUUGCAGACUAUAAGGAUCCCAAGCCAGAGACAAGCAAUUGGCAUUGAGGUUGAAUUAAAUGAAAUAGAAUCCAGAUGUGAAGAAUAUCCACUGACAAGGGCCUUUUGUCAGCUUAUUAGCACACUAGUAGAAAGUUCAUUUCCAUCUAACUUGGGUGCUGGACUGCGUCCACCAGGCUUUGAUCCAUACUUGCAGUUCCUUAGAGAUUCUGUGUUUCUCCGAUUUCGCACUAGAGCUUAUCGCAGAGCUGCUGAAAAGUGGGAAGUUGCUGAGGUGGUGCUGGAGGUGUUUUAUAAGCUGCUCAGAGAUUAUGAACCUCAGCUGGAAGAUUUUGUGGACCAGUUUGUUGAAUUGCGAGGAGAAGAAAUCAUAGCCUAUAAGCCUCCAGGAUUUAGUUUGAUGUAUCAUCUUCUGAAUGAGUCACCAAUGUUGGAGCUCUCUCUUAGUUUGUUGGAAGAAGGCGUUAAGCAACUUGAUACCUAUGCAUCUUUUCCUGGAAAGAAACAUUUGGAGAAAGCAGUGCAGCAUUGCCUUGCUCUUCUCAACUUGACACUACAGAAGGAAAAUCUCUUUAUGGAUCUCCUAAGAGAAAGUCAGCUGGCUCUAAUAGUCACUCCAUUAGAACAGUUAUUACAAGGCAUCAAUCCCCGAACUAAGAAGGCAGAUAAUGUGGUUAACAUCGCUAGGUACCUCUAUCAUGGCAAUAGCAAUCCUGAACUGGCUUUUGAAAGUGCCAAGAUCCUCUGCUGUAUCUCUUGUAAUUCUAACAUUCAGAUAAAAUUAGUAGGAGAUUUCACACAUGAUCAGAAUAUAAGCCAGAAGUUGAUGGCUGGAUUUGUGGAAUGUUUGGAUAGUGAAGAUGCUGAGGAAUUCAUUAAUCCAGAAGAGGAGUUAGAACCUGAUAAAAAACUAGCACAAAUCCGUCAUGAAACAAGAAUCCACAUCUUGAAUCUUCUCAUCACUUCUCUGGAACGCAACCCACCCAACCUUGCCUUAUAUCUUCUGGGCUUUGAAUUGAAGAAAUCUGUUAGUACUACAAACCUCCAGGAUCCAGGAGUCUUAGGUUGCCCCCGGACUUGUCUUCAUGCCAUAUUGAAUAUUUUGGAGAAGGGAACUGAAGGGAGAACAGGCCCUGUGGCAGUAAGGGAAUCACCUCAACUCGCAGAACUCUGCUACCAGGUUAUUUAUCAGCUGUGUGCAUGCUCAGAUACAUCUGGUCCAACUAUGAGAUACUUGAGAACCAGCCAAGAUUUUUUAUUUUCUCAGUUGCAGCAUCUACCUUUUUCUAAUAGAGAGUAUGAAAUAUCCAUGCUGAACCAAAUGUCAUGGCUUAUGAAGACUGCCUCAAUAGAACUAAGAGUAACUUCUCUUAAUCGCCAGCGCUCUCACACUCAGAGACUACUGCAUUUGUUGCUAGAUGACAUGCCAGUCAAACCCUACUCAGCAGAUGGUGAAGGAGGAAUAGAAGAUGAAAAUAGGUCUGUCAGUGGUUUUCUUCACUUUGAUACUGCCACCAAAGUACGUCGAAAAAUAUUAAGUAUUUUGGAUUCAAUUGACUUUAGCCAGGAGAUUCCUGAGCCUUUGCAGUUGGAUUUCUUUGAUCGUGCUCAGAUUGAGCAAGUCAUUGCCAACUGUGAACAUAAGAAUUUGAGGGGGCAGACAGUUUGCAAUGUCAAGCUUCUGCACAGGGUUCUUGUGGCAGAAGUAAAUGCUCUUCAGGGUAUGGCAGCUAUAGGCCAGAGACCUUUGCUUAUGGAGGAAAUCAGCACUAUUCUACAGUAUGUUGUGGGAAGAAACAAAUUAUUACAGUGCCUUCAUGCAAAACGGCAUGCACUAGAAUCAUGGAGACAGUUGGUAGAAAUUAUACUGACUGCUUGUCCUCAGGACCUCAUUCAAGCAGAGGACAGACAACUGAUUAUUCGUGACCUCUUACAAGACAUACAUGAUAAGAUCCUGGAUGAUGAUGCAGCCCAAGAACUAAUGCCAGUUGUGGCAGGGGCUGUGUUUACCCUGACAGCUCACUUGAGCCAGUCUGUGCGAACAGAGCAGAAGCAGCCCCAGCCACCACCCCUCCCUGCUACAGGGACUGGAGAAUCCCAAUAUGUUCUGAUGCUUGAUAGUUCUUUUAACUCAACAUCUUCACUAGAGAGCAUGAUUGUGGGGUUUGCUUCUAUUGGAGAUUCCUCACUUCACAUCAUAUUGAAGAAACUUUUAGACUUCAUUUUGAAAACAGGUGGUGGGUUCCAACGAGUGAGGACACACUUGUAUGGUUCUUUGCUUUAUUAUUUACAGAUCGCUCAGAGACCAGAUGAACCAGAUACUUUAGAAGCAGCUAAGAAGACCAUGUGGGAACGGCUGACAGCACCUGAAGAUGCUUUCAGUAAAUUGCAGCGAGAAAACAUAGCUAUCAUUGAGAGUUAUGGAGCAGCCCUUAUGGAAGUAGUGUGUCGAGAUGCCUGUGAUGGCCAUGAGAUUGGAAGAAUGUUGGCCUUGGCAUUGCUUGACCGAAUUGUUUCUGUAGAUAAACAACAGCAGUGGCUCUUGUAUCUCUCCAACAGUGGUUACUUGAAGGUGCUUGUGGACAGUCUAGUGGAAGAUGACCUCACUCUGCAGACCUUGCUUACUCCCCAGCCUCCCCUUUUGAAAGCUCUCUAUACUUAUGAAUCCAAAAUGGCAUUCUUGACAAGAGUGGCCAAAAUACAACAAGGAGCAUUAGAGCUGCUGAAAUCUGGGGUGAUUGUGAGACUGGCACAGUGCCAAGUCUAUGACAUGCGUCCAGAAAUAGACCAUCAGGGACUGUUUGGCAUGAGAGAUCCUCCUGUAUUCAUUCCUGCUCCAGUGGAUCGAUAUCGCCAGAUUCUUCUCCCUGCCCUCCAGUUGUGUCAGGUCAUUCUCACAUCCAGUAUGGCUCAGCAUCUGCAGGCAGCAGGACAGGUGUUGCAGUUUCUCAUCUCCCAUUCUGACACCAUACAAGCAAUAUUACGCUGUCAGGAUGUCAGUGCAGGCUCCCUGCAAGAGCUAGCUCUUCUCACAGGAAUCAUCAGCAAAGCUGCAUUGCCUGGGGUGCUAAGUGAACUAGAUGUUGAUGUCACGGAAGGGUCGUUGAUGGAGCUACAGGGACACAUAGGGCGAUUCCAGCGCCAAUGCUUAGGACUAUUAAGUCGCUUUGGUGGUUCAGACAGACUUCGGCAAUUUAAGUUUCAAGAUGGUGUGGAAGGAGAUAGAGUGAACAAGAAAGAUGAGAUUGAAUUGGCUAUGCAACAGAUUUGUGCUAAUGUCAUGGAAUAUUGCCAGUCACUCAUGUUACAGAGUUCUCCAACAUUCCAGCAUGCAGUAUGUCUCUUCACUCCUAGCCUUUCUGAAACUAUUAACAGAGAUGGACCACGACAAGAUACUCAAGCUCCAGUGGUUCCAUAUUGGCGUCUACCUGGUUUGGGCAUUAUUGUCUACUUGCUGAAACAAAGUGCUAAUGAUUUCUUCACUUAUUAUGACAGUCAUCGACAGAAUGUCAACAAGCUACAGAAUGUAGAACAGCUCCCCCCAGAUGAGAUAAAAGAGUUGUGCCAGUCAGUGAUGCCAGCUGGGGUCGAUAAAAUCUCCACUUCCCAGAAGUACAUCUUGGCAAGACGGCGUUUGGUGAAAUUGAUCAACAAUAGAGCUAUAUUGCUGUCUCUUUGUUCUUACAUCAUAGAGACCUGCCUAUUUAUUUUUUGGCGCCACCUAGAAUACUAUCUGUUACGAUGUACUCCCACUGAUUGCCAAGAUUCUCUACUGGCUUCUACAGCUUCAUUUAAAAAUAGGAGGCUACAAGAUACUUUUACUUCAGAAACAAACUUGGAUUUCAGAAGUGGGUUGACUCGAGUGAGCCAGCAUGAUAUAGAGCAGCUUCAAAUUGAAGCCAUCAAUGCCUUCGGUGAAUCACUGCAAAAGAAGCUUCUGGAUAUUGAAGGAUUAUAUUCCAAAGUUCGAUCCCGCUAUUGUUUUAUACAAGCACUUGUCAGACGUAUCCGUGGCUUAUUAAGGCAACCAAGGGGCUAAAAGACUAUUAGUGCUACUUUCUUUCUUUUACAGAUAACCUGGAGGACAUUCUUUAAGUUUUAGAGACCACUUAUUUUUAAAUUAUGGCCAAAAAAAAUAUUUUCUUAUUUUUUUUCUUAUACAAAUAGAUUUUGUGCAUAAUUCCCACCUUGAUUCCCUAUCAGUAAAAAUUUAAAAAAUAAAGUUUUUUUAAACAAAUGGAUAUUCCAUCUUUUAAAAAAUGAUCUAGAGAAUAAUCCCCUAUUAUUGGGGGUAGAGGUGCAAAAAGAAAAAUUCUUGAAUCUUACUCCAUUUGCAAAACAAAAGGUAUAUUGUUGAAAUUGGAUUUUUCUUCAAUCACAGUAAAACCUAUAGCCUUACUGUUUUUUAUGUUCUUUUUUGCCUUUGGAGGAAGUCACAUGGAUAAGUAACUAUAUAGCCCUAUUAUUUUGUAAAUUAGACCUAUUGUUAUUAGUAAGAGAGCAGAUGAGGUGGGCCCACUUAUAACACUACUCAAUUCUUUGAAUAAUAUGCUACAGAAAUGUAAAAACAUCCUUUUCCAGUAAUGCUUUAUGGGCUAAAAGUACAUAAAUUCUAUUGUACUUAUCAUUGGAGAAAUAACAAUUUGCCAUUUGUUUUUUAGACCUUGUCUUGAAAUGUCCUAAAUUAAAAAUUUUAAUUUCAUCUAUAACUAACUUUAUGGAAAUGACUGAAAUUUCAUAUGGUCACUGCUUUUUCUAAUUACUGCCUCUCUGGUCACCCUGUCUAAUAAAAGGACUGUCCCACCAUUUUGGUCUAAUAAUUCAGAAAUACUACUGAGAAGAAGCAGUAGUUCCUCUAAACCCAUGUAAGGAAAGAAAAUGAAAACUUUGCUUCCAGUGUUACAAAUUUUCAUGGUCAUAAAGAAGACUUAAAAUAACAACAAAAAAGUUAUUUGUCAAAAUGCCUUUUGUUUCCCUCAAAUAAUAUUUUGAAAUUGGUUUUGAUUCCCAGAAAUGUUAGCAAGAUUUAGUUAGAAAGCGGGGGGAGAUAUUCUAGGUAACAGUACCAGAAAGGGUCAGAAAGGCAGAGGUAGUGAAGAUAAAGCUUUUUCUUACUUCAUAAAGUUUUAACUUUUUGUAUGUGUGCAUCAUGGACUGCUUUGGCAAUUUGAUGAAUCUUGUGUACCCCUUCUAGGAAUAACAUUUUUAAAUCUGUAAGACAGAAACCAUAGAGUUACAAAGGAAAUCAAUUAAGUUGAACUACAAUUAUCUUUUAAAGUUAUGACUCCCAAGAAAGAACCCCUGCCUGGGUUAAGAUGGAAACUUUGGAAUUAAAAAAGACUUUAGAAAUGAGUCCAACCCUUUCAUUUAGGGGAGACUAAAGAUUGAGGGGACAUUAUAAUCUGUCUAAAGUCUCAUAAGUGUUUUUUAAUUUAAACCAUCUUUUGCUUUGGUAUCCGUUCUAAGACAGAAAAGCUGCAAGGGCUAGGCAGUGGGCGUUAAAUGAUUUGACCAGGGUCACACAGCUAAGAAGUGUCUAAAGCCAGAUUUGAAGCCAGUUCCUCCUGACUCUAGGAUUAGUGCUUUUUCCCCCAUUGUACCCCCUAGCUGCCAUGGGUAUUAAGUGGCAUAUUCAGGAUUUGAAUUCAAGUCCUCUGACUUUAAAUCCAGUGCUCUUUCUAUUGUAUUACUUCUGCCUGCCUCCAUUAGCUUGCCAAAUAUUUAAAGCCCUUUACAAUACAAUUCCAGCUGACCUAGGCUUAUUGCACAUGACUUUUGCUCUAUGAAUUAUGUUUUCCAGGGAAGGUGACUUGUUUGCUGUUCCUUGUACAUAACAUCGCAUCUCUUGCUGCUUUGAUCUUGUACCAAGUUGCCCUGCACUGUCCCUGCCUGCCUUUAGGCUUCUUGAAUCCAUAACUCCCUUCAAAGCCUAAUUCAUGUUCUCCUCCUACAGGAAUACUAUCCAGACAGACCCAGUUGUUAGUAUCACCUCCAAAAUAAAUUACUUUGUGUCACAAUAUAAACACAUACAGACAUAUGUAUGUACACACACAUUUUAUAUAUUUUUAUAUAUAUAUGUAUAUAUAUAUAUAAUAUAUAUCACUAUGUGCAUGUAUACAUAUGUAUAUAUAAUUUCAUCUUUACCUGUGUCCAUUAUUUUCCUCCAUUGGAAUAUAAAUUUCUAGAGGAUGUAGACAUUUUUUUCCUUGUCUUUUAUGUCCCCAGUACUUAGCAUAGUACCUGAUAACAAAUGUGAUAAAUGAUUAUUGAAUGAAUAAGAAACACAUAUUCUCAAGAAGCUUAAUGGAGUGAAGGAUAUACAAAUAACUAGCAUAAAAGGGAGAAUGAAAUAAAUGCCAGGAGAGGCCUCAGGAAAGCUGGCUAUCUACAUCAGUGGGAUCAUAUUCAAAUAGAAACCAGGACCAAUUCAUAGAAAAGGAUCCUUGAGGGCCACGUACUGGCAGUAAUUCUGCUGGGACCCCCUGCUCCCAUGGUGUUUGUGUUUGCUUUUAAAGCACAGAGGGUUGGAGUCAGCUUCAGGAUACCAGUGGCUGAUCCCUUAUCUUUUGAAAUGUAGUGUCUUGUAACAGAUAGGCUUUAUCUCAAUUUCUGGCUUAUUUCCAUUUGGCAGUAAUUUUAAAAGAAUGCAGUGAAUCCAAGUGGCAUUUUAAAUGAGAGGAAAUGGCUUUUGAAUGCGAGUCAGGGGAUCUAAAUUCUAUUGGCUGUACCCCAUUGUGACCAGUUAAAAUCAUCUCUCUGACUCUGCUAUCUUAUACUAAAAAUAGAGUUAAAUUAGAUGUUCUCCAAAAUCCUCUAGAUCUAAAAAUCCCUACUUCCAAAAUAACAUUCUCCCAGAAUUUCUAGUUGCUUAGGAACUCAUUUUUUGAGCAGGUUACCCCUCCAUGGUGCUGUUGUUCUUCUGGGUAACCUUAGAUCAGCAGUUAUGUUUUUGGAAUUAUGAUUUGAGAAUCCAUAGAAAUUACAUGUUAUACAGUCAGUGAGAAUGUCACUGAAUAUUUGACCGUGGUGGAAUCUGAAACAUUAUCUAAUUAAAUUUUUAGUACUGGUGCAGUGGCUUAAUUUACAGUCCUCUUUAAUGACAAUUCUCUGUUUCUAGGACCAUCUGUACUUAUAGGAUGUAGUGGCUACACUGUCGACUGCCUUUUUCUCUUUUGUUAUGAUAGGGUAUCUAGAAUUCACAUAUUAUUGGUGCUUAGUUACAGAUGUCUGUGCAGUUGAUCAAUCAGUACUUCAAAAUGUUUCACCUUGCACCCAUGUUUAUUUUUUGUACCAAUCAAGAUAUACAACUUAAAAAGUAAAAGAAUAAUUUUCUUUUCUUCUGGUGCACGUCUCCCAGUUUUUCUUCUUUGAUUUACUCUAUUUUCUGAGUAGAUAUAUUGAGAUAUAUUCUAGGUCAAUUAAAAGAUACAAAAUAUUAAAAAUAAGUAACAUGAUCAGUUUUCUUUAUAGGAAGAUAAAAACAUCUAUAGGCUCAGUCUGUCAAGAUAUUUUUGAAUUGUGCUGUUAUCCAGUGUGUUUUCUAUCCUUCAAAUCAAACCAACUGUUAUUGCUCAUGAAAAGAUGUUUCACCCUUUGCCCCUAUGUACUCACCGUUUCUGUAACCUUUCAAACCAAAAUUUUGCUCUUGUGCACAACUCUCAUAUAUGUUCUGUCAAGAGUGUGAGCUCCUGAAGAGCAGGGAUUAUCUUAUUUUAUGUUUGUAUUCCUAAGAACUUGGCACAUAGUAAAAGUUAAUGCUUUUUCAUUCAUUGAUUUAGGAAUAGAAUGAGAUAAUCAAACACUAGAUAAAGUAUAUCUCAUAUAAUUUCCUUGGUUGUAACUCUGUUAUAAGAAAAAAUAAGAUUAGUCUGACAUGAUCUGUUAAAAAAAGCCAGUCAGCUUGGCUCUUUGUGAUCGUGGCUUCCUUUUCUAGAUCUCCAGUAACCCCUUUUAAAUACUACAUUCUAGAAUUUCUUCAGGAAUUCAAGUUGAGCUUAUUAGGUUACACUUGGCAGGUUUUCUUUCCUUUUUCAAAAAAAUCAGAUCAUUUCUUCUAGGUUUAUAAUAUCUCUCCUGUUAUCAAUUGUUUUUUUUUUCAACUGCCAUUGAUAAUUAGUUUUUUUCAGUAUCUGAAAAUUUAAUUUUUCUAAAGCAUAGGUAUACUAUGUCACCCAUUAGACUCUAGUGACUGUUACUUCUAGGAGUGUCUAUAAACUCCUCUGUUUGGCAUUUACAACUCUUCACAACUUGGUCCCUUCUACUUUUCUAGUCAUUUUACAAAAAACUCCCCUUGAUGUACCUACUGAUUCAGUCAUCCUGGCCCAUUUGCUGUUUUACACACUAUCCCUUUGUCUUGAUGGCUUUUAACUGGCCAUCCUCCAAGUGUGACAUGCACAUUCUCCUUACUUUUGCCUUUGGAAUCAGCUCCAGUACCAUGUUAAUGCUUUCAUGAAGACUUUCCUGCCCACUACCCACACUAUCUUUUAUUGAUUUUGUAUAUAGGGGCUUGCCUCGUUUUAUUGUAUUUUGAAGAUAUUGCAUUUUUUUUACAAAUUGAAGGUUCGUGGUGUGGUGUGUCAAACAAGUCUUUUGACACUAAUUUUCCAAUUGCAUGUGCUCAUACCUUGUCUUUGUGUCACAUUUUGAUAAUUCUUGCAGUAUUUCAAACUUUUUUCAUUAUAUCUGUUUUGUGAUCUAUUAUCAUUGAUCUUUGAUGUUAUAAUAAUUGUUUUGGGGCUUCAUGAACUGUGCCCAUAUAAAAUGGCAAAUUCAAUUGA